AGCCUGUUCCUGACUGGCACUGGACACAAUUCAGCUUCUUCAUUAUGGUGGGCUCCAGUGGCAAUGAAUCCAGUGCCACCUAUUUCAUUCUGAUAGGCCUGCCAGGUUUGGAAGAGGCUCAGUUCUGGCUGGCCUUCCCACUGUGCUCUCUCUAUCUUAUUGCUGUGCUAGGUAACCUGAUGAUCAUCUACAUAGUGCGGACUGAGCAUAGCCUACAUGAGCCGAUGUAUAUUUUUCUCUGUAUGCUUUCUGGUCUUGACAUCCUCAUUUCCACCUCAUCCAUGCCCAAAAUGUUGGCCAUCUUCUGGUUCAAUUCUACAACCAUCCAGUUUGAUGCUUGUUUGAUACAGAUGUUUGCCAUCCACUCCUUAUCUGGGAUGGAGUCUACAGUGCUACUGGCUAUGGCCUUUGACCGCUAUGUGGCCAUCUGUCACCCACUACGCCAUGCUACUGUACUCACGUUGCCUCGUGUCGCCAAGAUUGGCAUGGCUGCCGUGAUUCGGGGUGCUGCACUAAUGGCACCUCUUCCUGUCUUCAUAAAACGACUACCUUUCUGCCAUUCCAAUAUUCUUUCCCACUCAUACUGUCUUCACCAAGAUGUCAUGAAGCUGGCCUGUGCUGACAUCCAUGUAAAUGUCAUCUAUGGCCUCAUCGUCAUCAUCUCCGCCAUUGGCCUGGAUUCGCUUCUCAUCUCCUUCUCUUAUUUACUUAUCCUUAAGACUGUGUUGGGGUUGACACGUGAAGCCCAGGCAAAGGCCUUUGGUACUUGUGUCUCUCAUGUGUGUGCUGUUUUCAUAUUCUAUGUACCUUUCAUUGGGUUAUCUAUGGUGCACCGCUUCAGUAAGCGGCGUGACUCUCUGCUGCCUGUCAUCAUGGCCAACAUCUAUCUGCUGGUUCCUCCUGUGCUCAACCCCAUCGUCUAUGGAGUGAAGACAAAAGAGAUUCGGCAGCGCAUCAUUCGUCUCUUCCAUGUGAUCACGCAUGCUUCAGAUACCUAGGUGUCAUGGAUCCAACUUUUCCUCCAUGCAGAGUCCUCCAAUUCAGAUGUCAAUAUUAGCAUUUUGGAAGACAGUGUUAAGGGUAUACAAUGCAGAUGCUUCAAAAAUGAAACUGGUCUAUGGGAGA
Molecule: messenger RNA, 1125 nt
Organism: Ochotona curzoniae (black-lipped pika)
Lineage: Eukaryota; Metazoa; Chordata; Mammalia; Lagomorpha; Ochotonidae
Product: olfactory receptor 51E1
Exons: 1
Coding region: 45-998 (317 amino acids)
Biological process (GO): G protein-coupled receptor signaling pathway
Cellular component (GO): membrane
Molecular function (GO): olfactory receptor activity; G protein-coupled receptor activity
Source: RefSeq, a predicted model, not a curated record